CAGUCGCACACUGUCGAGAUGCCUGUUGAUGUCAAGGAUGCCUUGCGCAAGUUCAGGUUCAAAAAGGCGACGGCAACCACUGCUAUAUCAAUAAAGAUCAUCAAGGCCAAAUUGACGAUGGCAGUCGAUGAGGAAUUCUCAGAUCUGAGCAUUGAGGAGAUUGCGGAAGAGUUACCAGAGAACUCCCCGCGCUACGUGAUCAUCUCACAUGAGCUGAAACAUCGGGACGGGCGGAUAUCUCAACCUUUGGUCCUGAUCAACUGGCAAGUCCACUCAUUACCUUUGCCCAAUAGUAUGGGCGGCUCACCAACCGAUCUCAUGACGCUUCACGCAUCUUCACUGAGCUACUUUCAACAAACAGCAGAGGUGGCAAAGGUCGUGGAGGUCCGAGAUGGAGCAGAAGGGCUGACGACGGAAGUGGUAGACGAGCGACUGUUAGCGGCGUAA
Tremella mesenterica DSM 1558 is the source of this 447-nucleotide messenger RNA. RefSeq lists its product as uncharacterized. Gene Ontology annotation, biological process: negative regulation of Arp2/3 complex-mediated actin nucleation; actin filament debranching. The annotation marks the transcript as partial. The transcript has 6 exons. Gene Ontology annotation, molecular function: actin binding; Arp2/3 complex binding. Gene Ontology annotation, cellular component: actin cortical patch. The record is from RefSeq and is a predicted model, not a curated record. Lineage: Eukaryota; Fungi; Basidiomycota; Tremellomycetes; Tremellales; Tremellaceae.